Messenger RNA from Acaromyces ingoldii, 2943 nucleotides. Its product is annotated as P-loop containing nucleoside triphosphate hydrolase protein. NCBI's taxonomy places the organism in Eukaryota, Fungi, Basidiomycota, Exobasidiomycetes, Exobasidiales, Cryptobasidiaceae. The record is from RefSeq and is a predicted model, not a curated record. Gene Ontology annotation, molecular function: 5'-3' DNA helicase activity. The coding region runs from base 1 to 2943 and encodes 980 amino acids. The transcript is spliced from 3 exons.
AUGUCCGACCUCACCGACGAUGAGAUUGAGAAGGAGAAGCAAUACUGGCAAGCUCGAGCCGAUGAGGGCGGACAUUAUCUCUUAAAGAAAGAUCUUGACAAUGUAAUCGCUCGACCCUGGUGGAUGAAGCUCAGAGCAGCCGGCAGCGACACAUAUCGAACACCCGAAGGGUCGGAUUGCAAGGGCGAGGUCAUGGAAUGGUACGCGCAGGACACUGCCCUUCGGACUUCUGGACGCCGUGAACUCAUGGGCGUACAAUUCGUUCCGCUCGCAGAAGUCGAUCAAAUCAUGAUUGAAUGGCUCACAACACCCACGCUAGAUGCAGGAGGGUCAACGUGGGUUGCAGACGGCCAUGACAAGAUCUGGUACGACCUAGAUGAGGACACAGAAGAGAAUGAGUGCGAAACAAGCAGCAGCGAUACGCCAAUGCAUUUUACGGAACGACCCUCCAACAUAUUCGGCUUAGCCAUCACGAUCAAUGGCGAUCCUCAUGUGCCGAAAGAAGAUGAGCAACAAUUUAACAAAGCGAUGUCAAUUGUCAUAACAACGUUCAGCAAGGUCCUUGUCAUACAGACCAGGUACCAGCCUUUACCAGUCCCAGCGGCUCUUCACGACUUUUUCUCAUCGUCUCUUCACAUCUUUGCCGCUCGUCGUGCCGAUGUCGUCCUGGCCUAUCUCGACGACUUCGAUAUCCGCGCAGAGAUCCGCGAUGCAGCGACAGCAUUCGAGCCCAGUGUCUCCCCUUUCCGUCAGUACAUGGGCAAUCCAGCAUUCGACGGCGACAUUCCUCUUCUUCAAGCUCGAUAUAAUGUCAAAGGCGAAAUCGCGCUUCACUACAAGGUGGCCGCCUUAGUUCGUGAAGCUUGUCUCGCUGCUCUCGUCGUCGUCCGCUAUCCUGAUAGAGCGACAAUUCGCACCGCUCAAUGCGAUAAAUUUGUCGGUGCCAAGCACCUCGUCAAGGUGCUGCAGAUGGAACAGCUCGUCAAACCUCUAGUGCGUAUAGUCGACUUCGAUGAGGACCAGAGCUUUACCCGGAACAGCUGGAUUUCAAGUGACCGACCUCCAGCCCUCGUCGUCUACUGCAACCGCUUCAGGACGAUGCCCAAUGCUAUGAGCGAUGAGGUGAUCGAGGUGGAGCUCAUAUACGACUACUAUGAAAACGACCAGAAGCGCUGUGGCGAGCGGCUCCCUGGUAUCAGAACGGUCAUGCGCGGCCGCAUACACAGGAUAGAGGGGAGGCUGGCCGAAAUCGUGUUUCCCGCCGUCAUGGACCGCGGCGAAAUAGGCGGUGGUAUCUCCUAUGACCCCAAAGCAGACAGGGCUACCUCUCAUCGUGAGCCGCCUUCUUUUGGCCAUGUACGCGAACGUAUCCUCGAGGUUCGCGCCGUAGGGCCCCAGCUUCCUAAUAUCGAGGAUAUCGAGUCGCACAACUACGCCCUGGACCUGAUGGAUGCAGAAAGGUCAAUGUGUCCCGACAACUCUUCGUUCAACGCAGUCGUUUUCCCGCCGCUCGCACAGGACGGUAACGUGGCUAGGACCGAGAUCGAGAGGGCACUUGCAUGCUCAUUCUACUCAACGAUGGAGAAUGAGCUGGAAAAACCUCGAGUGCCGAGCAAGCUCGCAGCUAUGCAAGCAAAGGUCUUCGUCGAGGCCUUCGACCCUACCUAUCCUGCCCAAGUCGUGUCGGGACCGCCCGGUACUGGCAAAUCAUACCUCAUUGCGUCGAUCUGCAAGGCGUAUUCAGAGAUCUCCUCGACUCAAGAGCGCUGGCACGACAUGUGUUUGGUGCUGACGAGGACAAAUGCAGCGGCCGUCGACGUCGCAAAGGAGCUGAUGGACGUUGCUUGCCCGUUUGUCAUCUUCAAAGGCGGCAGACAGGCUUCAUUCUACCAGGGAGAAUACUAUGCAGCCGUCGAAAAGUACGCAAGGGAUACAAAGAGUAUCGAGACGCCCAAAGAUGCGUGGUCUACUCUCAGAGGCAAAAGUGUUGUCAUUUGCACGCUCGGCAAAUUCGAAGUCAUCAAGGACAAUCUGCCGUGGACGCCGACAUUGGCCCUGGUGCACGGCGCUUCGGAAAUCCCUGCCCCGCGAUUGAGCCAAUCGCUACAAGGUAUGCGGGGACUGGCUAAAUUGAUUCUCUUUGGCGAUGAACACCAGAUUCCACCUUACGGCCAAGAGUGGAUGCCGAGCAAUCGCUCUGCUUUCGACUACGCGGCGGAAACAAGCGAAGCCGAGGACGCCACAGUCAGGUGCAAACAUCACACGCUUGAUGUGUCGUGGCGUCUGCCUCCAGCCCUGGCCUCCUACAUUUCGACAAGUAUAUACAGAAACUUGUUUUCCUGCUGCGAAGAGACGGGCGAUGACGGAUGGAAAUCGUGCUUACGCUUCCUGGAGUUGACUCCACCCCAUACCAAAGAAGAGCGCAAGUCCGCUAGCUCGAGCCUUUACAACCCUCGUGAAGCUCGUGCCGUCGUACAGAUCGUCCAAAAGCUUGUCGAGAGGCAAAGGAAGUCAUGGCAGAUCUUGACUUUCUACAGUGACCAGAAGCGCGAGAUCGAAAGUCAACUCGUCCGCGACCUCACUCUCGAUGUGCCUGCCGACAGUAUCCGAAGCAAAGAUGGUGUACGUACGCAGAACCGUCAUUUGACUCGCACCGAGGCCUCGGAUCUUGUCUCAACCGUCGAUGCAUUCCAGGGCAAGGAGGCCGACGUCAUUAUUCUCUCAACGGUAAGAACUCAGAUGCCUCAAGGAUACCUGCACGACAUCAUCUGCGAUUAUCGCCGUCUCAAUGUGGCCUUGACACGGUGCCGUGACAAGCUCGUCGUCGUCACAGCGUCCGAGCUAUUGAAAAACCUGAAGGACCGUCACCUGGCGCUUCUCUUGACACGCCUAGCAUCGCUAGCUCCGCGCGCUGAAGACUCAAAUGACCCUUUCUUUUCUUGA